CUUGGAUGGAAACAAGGUGAGCAGUGAGUCCAGGACAGGACUGAACCCCGACCGUGUACCUGUUCCAUCUACAUUUUCCCCAGUCAUAACCCCCCUGGUAUGAGAAAUGAGCUGUGACAGAGGUUAAGUCCAAGGCACUGUGGGGGCGGCAGAGGGAGAAUCAGAAGCUGGAGGAGUCAGGGCAGGCCUUUGGAAACCUGUUGUUGAUGUGACAGAGAACCGAAGCUGGUGUGGGUGGAGUGCUGAAGGCUGAGACCAGGCCAGCACCCUGUGCUUGAGAGCCCAGCGGGAAAAUAAGGCAGCACUGGGCGUGCCUGGGGCAGGGCACAUCCUGACCCCAGAGGCAGCCAGUAAGGAGGGUAGAUGCAUCUAACCUUACCCUUUGCCCAGAGGCAGGCUCUGAUCUUUAGGAACAGGUAGAAUCUGUACUCAAAAACAAGUCAGCACUUGAACUACCCCUCUUCAUUCCCUGGGGGAUAGUGCUCACACCCUCCUGACACGCUCCACGAGAGGUAAAUAUGAGAAGAGUCCUGUGAAAGUAAACAAGGUAUUUAAAAAGGUCCGAGAAAGCCAAAGCUGAGUCUGAGAGUAUGAGCACAAACUCAGUAGCCAGGGAGGUGGAGGCGUGUUGAGUUCUUCUGCUGAGGAGACAGAGGGGAGCUUUGUGAGGCCGGCCCAGAGGGCUCCCGGCCUCCUAUCCCUGGUUGUGCUGCGUGGUCCUGGGAACAUGCAGGGGCUCCUGCUCGCCACCCUUCUCCUCGCUGCUCCGUCACAGUUUUGUUGCAGGGUGCAGGGUACUGGACCAUUAGACGUGACGCCCGAAGGAAGGCCUGGAGAAGUAUCAGAAGUGCAUCAUCGUAAACAGUUUUGUCACUGGCCCUGUAAAUGCCCUCCGAAGCCCAGUUGCCCUCCUGGAGUGAGCUUGGUGAGGGAUGGCUGUGGAUGCUGUAAAAUCUGUGCCAAGCAACCAGGGGACAUCUGCAAUGAAGCUGACCUCUGCGACCCACACAAAGGGCUGUAUUGUGACUACUCGGCAGACAGGCCUAGGUAUGAGACUGGAGUGUGUGCAUACCUGGUGGCUGUGGGAUGUGAGUUCAACAGGAUACGUUACCAUAAUGGCCAAGUGUUUCAGCCCAAUCCCCUGUUCAGCUGCCUCUGUGUGAGCGGGACCAUUGGAUGCACACCUUUGUUCAUACCGAAGCUGACUGACCGUCAUUGUUCUGGGGCUAAAGGUGGAAAGAAGUCUGAUAAAAAAUACUGUGGCCUGGGCCCGUUACAACAGCAGCUCUCAACAACCUACAAAACAAUGCCAGCUUAUAGGAAUCUCCCACUUAUCUGGAAAAGAAAAUGUCUUGUGCAAGCAACAAAGUGGACCCCUUGCUCCAGAACAUGUGGGAUGGGAAUUUCUAAUAGGGUAACCAAUGAGAAUAACAAAUGUCAGAUGAGAAAAGAGAGAAGACUGUGUUACAUUCAGCCCUGUGACAGUAAUAUAUUGAAGACAGUAAAGAUCCCCAAAGGAAAAACGUGCCAACCUACUUUCCAACUUUUGAAAGCUGAAAAAUUAGUCUUUUCUGGAUGUUCAAGCACUCAAAGUUACAAACCCACUUUCUGUGGAAUGUGUCUGGAUAAGAGAUGCUGUGUUCCCAAUAAGUCUAAAAUGAUUACCAUUCAAUUCGAUUGCCCCAAUGAAGGGUCCUUUAAAUGGAAGAUGCUGUGGAUCACAUCCUGCGUAUGUCAAAGAAACUGCAGAGAUCCAGGAGAUGUAUUUUCUGAGCUCAAGAUUCUAUGAAGUUAAGCACAUGGGGGAAAACUCAAGGUUAGUCAACCCUGUCAUCACAUCAAAAAGUUAAAAUGGUUUUUAAAAAAUGGUGAAACUUCCUUAAUGGUUUAAGAUGGUAAGAAUACCUAUUGACAGAUGGCUGUAUUUAAGGCAUUAGAUUUUAAAAAGUUUCUCCUACAAAAAUAUAUAAAAUUUGAAAGAAAUUAAACUUUUAACUUUAAAAUAUAUUUUCUAAUUAUAUAAUACACAGAUCCUUUGUUCCACCUACAUUUACCAUAUACAAUAGAAAAACCACAC
This is a messenger RNA of Phyllostomus discolor (pale spear-nosed bat), 2077 nucleotides long. It is a transcript of the gene CCN6, whose product is annotated as cellular communication network factor 6. Lineage: Eukaryota; Metazoa; Chordata; Mammalia; Chiroptera; Phyllostomidae. Bases 728 to 1789 code for a protein of 353 amino acids. Gene Ontology annotation, cellular component: extracellular matrix; extracellular region. The transcript has 5 exons. Gene Ontology annotation, biological process: signal transduction; cell adhesion. Gene Ontology annotation, molecular function: integrin binding; heparin binding. The record is from RefSeq and is a predicted model, not a curated record.